AAAAAAACCUGUAUAAAACCCUGAUAUAAGACCAACCUCUCUCUCUCUCUCUCUCUCUCUCUCUCUCAGACGCUCAGAAGCUCUGUCACCGCCACUAUGGCUCAGUUGAACACCAACAUCGCCUUUCACGCUCCAAAAUCAGCACUGCCCAGUUACAGUGAGACUGAAGUAGCUGGAUCUACAAAGGAAAGAGGAUUACGUGGCAAAUUGAACAAGGUUGUUCUGGCCUAUAGUGGUGGCUUAGACACGUCAGUCAUUGUCCCAUGGCUAAGGGAGAACUAUGGUUGUGAAGUUGUUUGCUUCACUGCCGACGUGGGUCAAGGUAUAAAAGAAUUGGAUGGUCUGGAACAGAAGGCCAAGGCAAGUGGGGCUUGUCAGUUAGUAGUGAAGGAUCUGAAGGAGGAGUUUGUAAAAGACUAUGUAUUCCCUUGCUUGCGAGCUGGUGCAAUCUAUGAGAGGAAAUACUUGCUGGGGACCUCAAUGGCCCGUCCUGUUAUUGCUAAGGCCAUGGUAGAUGUUGCCAAAGCAGUUGGAGCUGAUGCCGUUGCUCAUGGAUGCACAGGGAAAGGAAAUGAUCAGGUUCGGUUUGAGCUGACCUUUUUUGCUCUCGACCCCAAACUUAAUGUGGUGGCUCCUUGGAGGGAAUGGGACAUUACGGGUAGAGAAGAUGCUAUUGAAUAUGCUAAGAAGCAUAAUGUGCCUGUCCCAGUGACAAAGAAAUCCAUAUACAGCAGAGAUGGGAACUUAUGGCACCUUAGUCAUGAGGGUGAUAUUUUGGAAGACCCGGAAAAUGAGCCGAAGAAGGAUAUGUUCAUGUUAUCUGUCGAUCCAGAAGAUGCACCGAAUGAACCUGAGUAUGUAGAUAUUGGGAUCGUUUCAGGAAUUCCAGUUUCAGUUGAUGGACAAGAGCUUUCACCAGCUUCUUUGCUUACGAAGCUUAAUGAGAUUGGCGGAAGACACGGAAUUGGUCGUGUUGACAUGGUUGAAAACCGUCUUGUUGGUAUGAAGAGCCGUGGAGUCUAUGAAACUCCUGGAGGCACCAUCCUAUUCGCUGCUGCACGAGAGUUGGAGUCCUUAACUUUGGAUCGUGAAACAAUGCAAGUUAAAGACUCGCUUGCCCUCAAAUAUGCAGAGCUAGUCUAUGCAGGCAGGUGGUUCGACCCACUUCGUGAGUCCAUGGAUGCAUUCAUGGAGAAAAUCUCGGAGACAACAACGGGAUCAGUAACUCUAAAGUUGUACAAGGGUUCGGUCACUGUAACUAGCCGUAAGAGUCCAUAUAGCCUGUAUAGGCAAGACAUCUCUUCAUUUGAGAGCGGAGAUGUGUAUGAUCAAGCCGAUGCAGCUGGGUUUAUUAGGCUAUAUGGUCUCCCCAUGAGGGUGCGGGCAAUGCUUAAGGAGGGGAUCUAGGUUCUUUUGUAUUGUUUGUUGUUUGAAACAGCUAAGAAUUGAGUUCUAUUUGGUAUUUGUAGUAAUUUCUAGCCUUGACCAGCUUUAAUAUGUGCCGAUUGUACAUUCUGUUUUUUUUUUCCCUGUACAUUCAACCAAAAAUUACUUUCAACA
Molecule: messenger RNA, 1560 nt
Organism: Rosa rugosa (rugosa rose)
Lineage: Eukaryota; Viridiplantae; Streptophyta; Magnoliopsida; Rosales; Rosaceae
Product: argininosuccinate synthase, chloroplastic-like
Exons: 8
Coding region: 97-1407 (436 amino acids)
Biological process (GO): L-arginine biosynthetic process; urea cycle
Cellular component (GO): cytoplasm
Molecular function (GO): argininosuccinate synthase activity; ATP binding
Source: RefSeq, a predicted model, not a curated record